CAAGUGCCAAACAAAAGCCAAAAUGGUUUCCUAAAGUCAUGCUUUUCUAAGUUGAUGACCAGGUGAUAAUGACGACAAACUGGAUUAUUAUAAUUCCUCAACUGUCUUCUGUUUAGCAGACAUUUAUCAUUGAUGGGUUGUUUUACCGAUAACAGACUCUGUUAGUUAAUAUAAAUCUCACGGGUUGGCGCGACGAACGCCAUGCUCUUCAAUUCCCCACUCGCAAAACAUAUGAGCACUAUUGAAUUUGAACAGCAACUUGACUACCUUUGCCAAUGGCUGGAUGCUUGGACCGAUCGCGAGAGAGCUAAUGUAAUAGAAGUUUUGCUGCCAAGAUGUGGAUGUGAAGAGAUYAACUUCCUGUGGACUGUGGUCGAGCCAACACUUCAUCGUGAUUUUAUGUACAGUUCACUGAAUGCUUUCCCAAGGAGUUCAUUCAGCCCYGUGUCUAUACCGAUACCUAGAGAGGUGCACAAGAAACUUGGAAAGCCAAGAUAUAGGACAUGGAAGCUUCACAGAUUAAGCAGUGCCAUACUUCAUGAUGAGGAGGAAGUCAGACAAUGGUCUUCACAGUCUGUCCUUCCCAUUGUAAAACCAUCAGUAUCGCCAGUAAGAACCCCAAAAUCUACACCAUCACCCUAUUCUGAACCCAAAGGCGCCUGGAAAUGCCUUACCACUUAUUAUGGUGUUCGUCUUCCUGGAAUAUCAUCACCAGGACCAGCCAAUUCCAGAUCAUGUCGUAAUUAUAGCACAAAGUCAGCACCACCAACUAUGACCAAGACAUCUUCACAUCACCCUAUUAGAAGACACAUGCAAGAUGACUUUAAGAAAGGAACCGUGAAUUGUGAGAAUGGAACAAGAACUGAUUCUUACACAUGGAGACGCCUAUACAAGUCAAAAUCCUGUCCAAGUAUGCAAAACCCAGUAGGUCGAGAAUAUAAAAGAUCGUCGCAUCGAAAUCGAUCUUCAAGUGAUGUGAACAACAAUACAGCACUACAACUAUCCUCGAUACCUGAGAAYGCACAGUCCAUUGUACAAUGGUUUGAAGAAAGAUGGAACGGGUGGCAACGUAAUCAAUUUCUGAGGUUAUUUCUGCGAGUUCUGGAGCCUGCGGAGCUUUAUCUUCUUUCCGGUCUAUUAGCGGUUCGACAAUACCGUGAUUUCAUUGCUCUGUUACCCGACCACUUGGCMUUACGAAUUUUGUCUUAUUUGUCACCUUCAGAGCUUCUUAUAGCUGCACAGGUAAGCAAAACAUGGCGGCAAAUGUCAUCAAGGAACGAGCUUUGGUUGGCGAAAUGUAGUCGAAUUUACGUUGGCAUCCCACUUCGAGUUCCAACAAUAUGGAAGGAAACYUUCAAGCAAAAUUUAAAACUAAAAAGAAACUGGGCGAACGGUGAAUGUAGAGUGAUGGAUAUAUCUGGACAUACUAAAAACGUUCUCUCUGUAUGUGAAUUCCGAGAUACAAUCGCAAGUGGAAGUUUGGAYAGGAGUAUAAAGAUAUGGGACGCAAAUACUGGAAGCCUUUUAAUGACUUUAAAUGGACAUACGAGAGGUAUUUGGAGUUUAAGAUUCCUGUCACCGACCAUCCUUAUCAGUGGUUCGUACGAUAAAAGUAUAAGGGUGUGGAGCCUUCGUACUGGYAUUUGCUCCAGAAUCCUCCUCGGUCACGAGGCACCAGUUUGGGCAAUCGAAMGAAAGGAAGAUAUAUUGGUCAGCGGCUCGGGCGAUAAAACCGCAAAACUAUGGAAUAUACGACARUGCAAACAGAUACGCACCUUAUUUGGGCAUACCUGUUCUGURUUUUGUGUGGAUUUGGAUGAUAAAGCUACCAGAGCAUUCACUGGUUCCGCCGAUAGAACGGUUCGUAUAUGGGACGUGGUGUCUGGCGCAUGCGUUGGGAUUGUGCACGCUGGUCAUUCUCAUGCRUCUGCAGUUACAGCGGUUAGCUUCGAUCAGGGCCAUAUAGCAGUUGCAACGGGUUCAGUUAUAUCUCUGUGGAAUCUUACCACUGGGGCGUGUCUGCAAGAAUUAAAAGGCCAUAAAGCAAGAGGAAACUGCAUUCAGACUUUACGAGGAAUCAAUCAAGUUGUUAACUGUAUCCAAGCUGAUGACACAAGAAUAAUCAGCGCAUCCUUUGACGGAAAAAUAAGAAUAUGGGACUUCAAUAAAUAG
Molecule: messenger RNA, 2172 nt
Organism: Exaiptasia diaphana
Lineage: Eukaryota; Metazoa; Cnidaria; Anthozoa; Actiniaria; Aiptasiidae
Product: probable E3 ubiquitin ligase complex SCF subunit sconB
Exons: 20
Coding region: 202-2172 (656 amino acids)
Biological process (GO): proteasome-mediated ubiquitin-dependent protein catabolic process; ubiquitin recycling
Cellular component (GO): nucleus; cytoplasm
Molecular function (GO): ubiquitin binding
Source: RefSeq, a predicted model, not a curated record